CCGCCUCAAACCCCAGAGACAUAUCAAACAGUAUCCUUCCAUCUGACCCUCUUCCUCUCUCUCCCCAUUCCAACCACAAAUAACGAAAAUAAAAAGAUGUCACCUCCCUCAGAUAUGUAUAUACGAUAUUUUCGUCCAAGACCACACCAAACAGCAUAAACAACUUCAUGGCCCUCAUCUCCCUCACAUACCCUCCCCUUCAAAGGGAGAAAAGAAAGGAGGAAACUCACAGAUAUGCUACCAUUCAGAAACAGAGAAAAGAAGGAGUAAACCCUAGGCGUACCUACAUAGUAGUGCUCUUUCUCUACCCCUAUCGAUUGUAUCUAUCCAUCCACUUACAAGCCUACCAAACGAAUCUAUACGUCAAACGAAAUACCUCUAAACUCCAUACCUUUUCUCUCUCCCUUCCCCUUCCAUCCAUCCAGUCCAUUCAUUUCUACAACCCCGAUACACCAAACCAAUUUUUCCUCAGCAAACUUUCGCUAAAAAGGACUUCCUCCCCAACUUCCCUCCCUCGUUUCCUUUUGCUUUUUUCUCUUCUUUCCAAUUAUCUCAAUUUAGCGCUCCCAGUUCCCCGGGCGCGGUCAUCCGGCGAAGUUCGCGUUCGUGCCCCGAUGGCUCGUCAUUGGUCGGGGUGCCGGGUUCGAUUCAUCCGAAUAUCGUGUACUCGUUAUAUGAUAGGCUGGUGGGAGGGGGAAGUGGCUGCUGAUAAGCUGGAAGGCGUGUCUUUGUGUCACGCGAGCGGUAGUAUCCUUUUGACUCGAGAGAAGGAGAGAAGGAGGGAAGAAAGGGCUUAGUUUGUAAAAUAUUAUUGUUAUUAUUAUUGAUUAAGUUUCAAUGAUGGGCGUCGAAACCAAAAAUGUCCGACGGUCUAAAGUAACUAUGGGUAUAA
Molecule: messenger RNA, 892 nt
Organism: Aaosphaeria arxii CBS 175.79
Lineage: Eukaryota; Fungi; Ascomycota; Dothideomycetes; Pleosporales
Exons: 1
Coding region: 168-797 (209 amino acids)
Source: RefSeq, a predicted model, not a curated record